Molecule: messenger RNA, 1194 nt
Organism: Penicillium cosmopolitanum
Lineage: Eukaryota; Fungi; Ascomycota; Eurotiomycetes; Eurotiales; Aspergillaceae
Gene: gcnE
Product: histone acetyltransferase GCN5
Exons: 7
Coding region: 1-1194 (397 amino acids)
Biological process (GO): positive regulation of transcription by RNA polymerase II; chromatin remodeling
Cellular component (GO): histone acetyltransferase complex
Molecular function (GO): protein binding; histone H3 acetyltransferase activity
Source: RefSeq, a predicted model, not a curated record
AUGGCCGUUGUUUCACCUAAGAGCUCCAAGAGGAAGGCCUCGGAGGAAGCCGCCUCCCCGGAUUCACAACAGCAAGCUAGCAAGAAAGCGCGCACCGAUUCUCCCGAGAAAGAGGAGGAUGGUCCGCUAGAAAAGACCCCAUUGCGCAUCGUGCCUUUCCCCGAAAAGCCUGCCGUCCUAGAAGAACGCCGUGGAGACAUCGAGUUCCGCGUAGUCAAUAACGAUGGAUCACACGACAGUUUCAUUGUCCUCACAGGCUUGAAAUGUAUCUUUCAAAAACAACUUCCCAAAAUGCCAAAGGACUACAUCGCCCGACUCGUGUAUGAUCGAUCACAUUUGUCUAUUGCAAUCGUGAAACAUCCGUUGGAAGUGGUCGGUCGCAAAUUUGCCGAGAUUGUAUUCUGUGCCAUUUCGUCCGACCAGCAGGUCAAAGGCUAUGGUGCGCAUCUUAUGUCCCAUUUGAAGGACUAUGUGAAAGCCACCUCUCCCAUCAUGCAUUUUCUCACCUAUGCCGACAAUUACGCCAUUGGAUACUUCAAAAAACAAGGGUUUACAAAGGAGAUCACGCUGGACAAAUCUAUUUGGAUGGGCUAUAUCAAGGACUACGAGGGAGGUACUAUUAUGCAGUGCACCAUGCUACCAAAGAUACGGUACCUUGAAAUGGGUCGCAUGCUUCUGAAGCAAAAAGAGGCCGUCCAAGCGAAGAUUCGUGCAUUCAGCCGCUCGCAUAUUGUUCACCAGGCACCAAAGGACUGGAAGAAUGGCGUCAGCAAAAUCGAUCCUCUCUCCAUUACUGCCAUCAAGGAAUCUGGAUGGUCUCCGGACAUGGAUGAGCUAGCUCGCCAACCACGCCAUGGGCCGAACUACAACCAACUCUUGCAUCUGCUCAAUGAUAUGCAAAACCACAGUGCGGCCUGGCCAUUCACCCAACCUGUCAAUCGCGACGAGGUUCCCGAUUACUACGAGGUGAUCCUGGAACCGAUGGACUUGUCCACCAUGGAAGAGAAACACGAGAAGGACAUGUACCCCACUCCACAGGAUUUUAUCAAGGAUGCGACAUUAAUAUUUGAUAACUGUCGACGUUAUAACAAUGAGAGCACUCCUUAUGCCAAGAGUGCUAACAAACUUGAGAAGUUUAUGUAUCAGCAGAUACGAAACAUUCCUGAGUGGUCGCAUCUGGGCGAAGGGCAUUAG